AUGACCAAGGGCGAGAUCCUUCACCUUCACCUGGGCCAAGCUGGUACUCAGCUCGGCAAUGCUGCCUGGGAACUCUAUCUUCUCGAGCACGGCCUCGGUGCCGAUGGCAGACCUGACCCCAAUGCUAAGGACAUCGGCGACCCGGGUUCUUUCGAGACUUUCUUCACCGAAUCAAGCAACGGAAAGCAUGUUCCUCGAUCCAUAUUCAUGGACCUCGACCCGUCUCCCAUAGACGAGAUCCGCACUGGUCCCUACCGCCAGCUCUUCCACCCCGAGCUGCUCAUCAGCGGCAAGGAGGAUGCCGCCAACAACUACGCCCGUGGUCAUUACACUAUUGGCAAGGAGAUGGUGGACAACGUCAUCGACCGCGUUCGACGUGUUGCCGACAACUGCCAAUCCCUUCAAGGCUUCCUCAUCUUUCACUCCUUUGGCGGUGGCACCGGCUCUGGCUUCGGCGCGCUCCUCCUCGAGCGGCUCGCUGCCGAGUAUGGCAAGAAGACGAAGCUCGAGUUCGCCGUCUACCCUUCGCCCCGUACCAACACCGCCGUCGUCGAGCCGUACAACGCCGUUCUGUCUACCCACAGCACCAUCGAGAACUCGGAUUGCACUUUCCUCGUCGAUAACGAGGCCGUAUAUGAUAUCUGCCGCCGCAACCUCGAUAUCCCCCGCCCUUCGUACGACCAUCUGAACCGUCUGAUUGCCCAGGUCGUCAGCUCCAUCACCUCGUCACUUCGAUUCGAUGGAGCCCUCAACGUCGAUUUGAACGAGUUCCAGACCAACCUUGUCCCCUAUCCCCGAAUCCACUACCCCCUCAUCAGCUAUGCUCCUGUUGUGUCGGCGUCCAAGAGUGCCCACGAAGGCUUCAAGGUUCACGACCUCACCUUCCAGUGCUUCGAGCCAAACAAUCAAAUGGUUGUCUGCAACCCCCAGAAUGGCAAGUACAUGGCCGUUGCGCUUCUGUAUCGCGGCGACGUUGUUCCCCGCGACUGCAAUGCCGCCAUUGCUGCAAUCAAGGCACGAGCAUCGUUCAACCUGGUGGAGUGGUGUCCGACAGGCUUCAAGCUCGGCAUCAACUAUCAAAAGCCAGUGGCCGUACCUGUCUCUGCCGAGGAUGGCGGCCUUGCUUCCGUUGACCGAUCCGUGUCCAUGCUUUCCAACACGACUGCCAUUGCCGAGGCCUGGUCCCGCCUUGACCACAAGUUCGACCUUAUGCACAGCAAGCGUGCCUUUGUCCACUGGUACGUCGGUGAAGGAAUGGAGGAAGGAGAGUUCACAGAGGCCCGCGAGGACCUUGCUGCGCUCGAGAGGGACUAUGAGGAGGUUGCCGCCGAGUCUUUCGAUCACGAGGAGGAGGAAGAGUAUUAG
Messenger RNA from Drechmeria coniospora, 1365 nucleotides. Its product is annotated as alpha-tubulin. Gene Ontology annotation, molecular function: GTP binding; structural constituent of cytoskeleton. Gene Ontology annotation, biological process: microtubule cytoskeleton organization; mitotic cell cycle. Bases 1 to 1365 code for a protein of 454 amino acids. The record is from RefSeq and is a predicted model, not a curated record. NCBI's taxonomy places the organism in Eukaryota, Fungi, Ascomycota, Sordariomycetes, Hypocreales, Ophiocordycipitaceae. The transcript is spliced from 5 exons. Gene Ontology annotation, cellular component: microtubule; cytoplasm.